CAACAGUUUGUUAGCUGCCACGCCCCCUAAAUGUCAAGCACUCCGCAAAUCCGCAACAACAAUCGGUCGCUGCCCAUAAAUUCGGCAUUAUUUGUUGAAAUCUGAAAGAAAGCGGUUGCUGUGUCCGACCGCGAUGGACUGCAAGAAUUUGGCCUUCGAGGCCGAGUGGUACGACGAGGAAUCGGGCCUCAACAGGACCUUCACCAUGAUCUACUUUCCCGAGAGCAAUCAGGUGCAGUUGUUCGAGCCGCGCACGAACAAGAUGUUUUUGAAAAAGUCUUCGGUCGACGGGUUGAAACCGUCGGACAUCUACGUCGGCAGCGAGGUCACCAUCCUGGCGAGGCAGUUUUGGCUCAAGGCCUUCGGUGACGACUACACCCGCCGCGUCCUGGAAUGCAAAAAUGAACAGACCUUCGCCAUGGUCCACCCUGACUGCGUUCGGAAAAUGGGCACGGUUUUUGCCGAGAUCCAGAAGACAAAUCUGCGCAUCAGGGCGGCCACCCUGGCCAAGCUGACCGAGGCGCAGGCCCUCGAGUUCUACCGCGAGCACACCGGAAAGCCCUUCCUGCCCGCCCUGGCGCAGUACCUGACCUCGGGGCCGGUCUUGGCCCUACAGCUGCAGGGAGAGGGCGCGGUCCGAAUUUGGCGCGGCAUGAUUGGCGACACAGACCCUGCCGAGGCCCAGCCGGACACCCUGAGGGCUAGGUUCGGCACCAGCAAAACGCAGAACGGCUUCCACGGCUCGGACACCAAGGAGGACGCGAUGCGAGAAAUCAACUCUUUCUUCCCUGAGAAUGACCGCACUGACCACCGCGUCGCACCAAUCACCUCCGCCCACCUGAAGGACUGCACUUGUUGCAUUGUGAAGCCACAGGCCUUUCUCGAUGGAAAGCUCGGCCCCAUCAUUGACAGCAUAUUCGAGGCCGGCUUCAACAUUUCCGGUCUGGAAGUGAUUCGAUUUAAUAGGGUCAAAGCGUCUGAAUUCCACGAGGUCUACAAUGGGGUGCUCUACGAGUUUGCAGACAUGGUCGCCCAACUGCAAGCUGGACCUUGUGUUGCGCUUGAGAUUACAUGGCCAAGGACUUUGAUGCCAGGCCGCGAUCUGAUUACUCAAGAGCCCAUGUCCGAAGGCGACAACUCCAAGUUCAAACACGCCAGCCAAGACAUUGUGCUGGCCUUCAGGGCGCUCGUGGGACCUUUCGACCCCGAGCUGGCUCGAAAAUUGCGGCCCAACUCUCUGCGGGCCAAGUUCGGGGAGGACAAAGUGCGUAACUCUGUGCACUGCACCGAUUUGCCCGAGGACGGCGUGCUGGAAGUGGAAUACUGCUUUCAAAUCAUGAGGAGAUGAAUUUCUUGCCGCCGAGCAAGUGCUGGCUGUGACGCUGAAUAAAUAUUUGAUCACAAGUUGGAAACGUGCUGAUGGGCAUGAUUUUAAUUGAGUUUUCUCAUCGCAACUAUUCGUGCUUUUGCACCUGGCUAUUUAUUUUGCACUUUGUCUGUGUUUACCAUGUAAAUCAUUAAAUUAAUUGAGUACUUUCUGAA
Molecule: messenger RNA, 1542 nt
Organism: Neocloeon triangulifer
Lineage: Eukaryota; Metazoa; Arthropoda; Insecta; Ephemeroptera; Baetidae
Gene: nmdyn-D7
Product: nucleoside diphosphate kinase 7
Exons: 4
Coding region: 134-1348 (404 amino acids)
Biological process (GO): UTP biosynthetic process; GTP biosynthetic process; CTP biosynthetic process
Cellular component (GO): centrosome
Molecular function (GO): nucleoside diphosphate kinase activity
Source: RefSeq, a predicted model, not a curated record